This is a messenger RNA of Blastocystis hominis, 582 nucleotides long. RefSeq names its product Pam16. The record is from RefSeq and is a predicted model, not a curated record. Lineage: Eukaryota; Bigyra; Opalinata; Blastocystidae. The transcript is spliced from 3 exons. Gene Ontology annotation, cellular component: TIM23 mitochondrial import inner membrane translocase complex. The coding region runs from base 1 to 582 and encodes 193 amino acids. Gene Ontology annotation, biological process: protein import into mitochondrial matrix.
AUGUUUGCUAAUGCUAUUCGCACUUCUAUCAAAGCGCUAAGAGUGCCCGCGGUGGUUCCCCUGCGUUCUAUGAUGACUUGCACAAAUUACCGCCCGAAUACGAAUCUUCAUCGCUCUCACCCAGGGCAGUUGUAUGUACAAAGAAGAACGUUUUGGGGUCCGGUGGUGAGACUUUUUACUCAGCUUGCUGCCUCUCUCACUUCGACUACAAUCCGAGCGUUCUUCCAAGCCUUCCAAGAGGCUUCAGGUUUGUUUUCGCUUUGCUUUCUGAGAGUUAGCAAAUGCCUCAACAUGUCUCUGCGACAUGGCAUUUCUAUUAACGAGUCCCUCGAGAUCUUAAACAUGAAGCGAGAAGAUGUGAACCCCACAUCUCUUUCGGAGCGGUUCCAACAAUAUUUUGAGGCAAAUGAUCCCAAGACGGGCGGCUCAUUUUAUCUUCAGUCAAAGGUCUACCGUGCUCACGAGGCGCUUUUGGAUGAAUUGGAGCAAUAUGGGUAUAUUCGCGAUGAGAAUGCAGUAGCACAGGCAACUGCGAGUGCUUCUACGUCUGAAAAGACGGAGGACGCGAAGAAAUCUGCCUAA